Paralichthys olivaceus (Japanese flounder) is the source of this 2683-nucleotide messenger RNA. The record is from RefSeq and is a predicted model, not a curated record. NCBI's taxonomy places the organism in Eukaryota, Metazoa, Chordata, Actinopteri, Pleuronectiformes, Paralichthyidae.
UGAAGGUUCAAAAGUCGGACCACCCCCACUCCUGGGACCCCUGUGUCAACUACUGUCACCCUCUAAACUCCACCCUCUGCAACACAAGCUCCACCCUCAACAAGUCGUGGACCGCCUCCAAUAACAACACCAUCAACAGCCUCGACUACUGCAAAUCUCUGGUAUCUGCCAGUUUCUCUCCCGGCUCCACGACCACGUCGGGCCCCAGCAGCCAGAGCUCCAGCACCUUGCCCCGGCCCACGGUUCCCAUGAGUCCACGCAACUCGCUGCUCAAACGACGGCAGAGAAAGAAAGAGCACAAGAGCUCCUUGUCCCUGGCGUCCAGUUCGGUGGGUCCGGGGGGUCAGGUCGUUCACGUAGAGACCAGUGAGGUGGUUUUAACGGGCGACCCACUCAACGGCUUCGGUGUCCAGCUGCAGGGAGGAAUAUUCGCCACUGAGACCCUGUCUGCACCCCCGCUCAUCAGAUUCAUAGAGCCCGACAGCUCUGCAGAGAGGUGCGGCCUGCUCCAGGUCGGAGACCGCCUCCUGUCAAUCAACGGGAUCCCCACAGAAGACGGAACACUAGAGGAAGCCAAUCAGCUCCUCCGAGACGCGGCUCUGACCAAUAAGGUGACGCUGGAGAUAGAAUUCGACGUAGCAGAGUCUGUGGUGCCCAGCAGCGGCACCUUCCACGUCAAACUGCCGAAGAAGAGAGGCGUGGAGCUGGGGCUCACCAUCAGUGCCAGUAAGAAGCCCGGAGAGCCCCUCAUCAUUUCUGACAUCAAGAAGGGCAGCAUGGCCCACAGAACAGGAACACUGGAGCCAGGUGAUAAACUCUUGGCCAUCGACAACAUCCGACUGGAGAAUUGUUCCCGAGACGACGCGGAGCAGAUCCUGCAGCAGUGUGAGGAGCUGGUCAAACUGAAGAUCCGCAAAGACGAAGACAACUCAGAUGAGCAGGAGACGUCGGGCAGCAUCAUCUACACAGUCGAGCUGAAGCGGUACGGAGGCCCUCUGGGUAUCACCAUCUCAGGCACGGAGGAGCCCUUUGACCCCAUCAUUAUAUCAGGCCUCACCAAGAGAGGCCUGGCUGAGAGGACGGGGGCGAUUCAUGUCGGGGAUCGGAUCCUCGCCAUCAACAGCGUCAGUCUGAAAGGCAAACCGCUGAGUGAGGCCAUCCACCUGCUGCAGAUGGCCGGAGAGACGGUCACCCUGAAAAUAAAGAAACAGCUCGACAACCUGGAGGAGAGGAAAGCUGCAGAUGUAGAAGACACGACAGAGAACGAGCUGAGCGACCCCGACGAGGACGACUUGACGGACAGCCAACAGACCAACAAGCUUUCCGAGCUUUACUCCACAACCAUCCCCAGCGUGGACUCUGCCAUGGAGUCCUGGGAUGGCUCGGGGCUGGACGCAGGAUACGGCAGCCAGGGUACGUACAGUAAUCAAGCAGUCGGCAUCACCCUGCACCCUCACGAGUGGCGUAGUGCUAAGCAGCAGCAGCGCGGCGCCACACCUCCUCCUGGACACCGGAAGAACUACCCCUUCAGCGACGGAGGGUUCAGUGAAGACGACUGGGACAAACCACCGGGGUUCAUUGGCCAACAACCGGACGGUAUUCUGUUGGAUCCCGAGGACAGUUUCUGGUGUCAGGCGCUCGAGGAUCUGGAGACCUGCGGCCAAUCAGAGCUCCUCAGAGAGAUCGAGGCGUCCAUCAUGACAGGCACGGCCAUUAGUCUGGGCGUAGACGGCGUCAACAAGCCUCCAACUGAGCCCAUAAUGAGCCACAACAGGAUGAGCCCACUGCGGAGAAACUCUCUCCUGCACCAGGGAAACCUGCUGCACCAGGGCACACACCUCCACCAGGGAGCCCACCUGCAUGAGGAGGCCCACCUGCACGAAGAGGCCCAACUUCACCAAGACUCCCUCCUGCACCAGGAGAUCCAUUACAACCAGGAGGCCCUGCUCCACCAAGACAACCAGUCCCCUCUCCUGCACCAUGAGCCCAAACCCAAGGCCUCGCUGAGGGUGUCGGAGAGGACGUGGGAGUCUCGACGGAUUAAAGAGGAGAUGCAGGGCAUUCUGUCCCCAACGCCUCUGGAGCUGCACAAGGUGACCGUGAUAAAAGACCCAGAGAGCGACGACUUCGGCUUCAGCGUGUCGGACGGCUUCUUGGAGAAAGGAGUUUACGUCAACAUGAUCAGACCUGAUGGACCAGCUGACCGAGCCGGGCUCAGACCCUAUGACAGGAUCCUGCAGGUGAACCACGUGAGGACGAGGGACUUCGACUGCUGCCUGGCGGUGCCUCUAAUAACAGAAGCAGGGGACAGACUGGAGCUCGUCAUCAGCCGCAACCCACUGGCCAACGACGACCCGGAGGACAAUAACAACACUUUGGACCAUCCACUAGACCUGUAACACACACACACACACRCACACACACACACACACACACACACACACACACACAAGGACAUGUAUCUCCAGACACACACUCUGUCUCACUCAAACUUUAAGGAGACAAACUUUAAAACUGGUGUAAACUUACAGUAUAACUGGAACUGGCCCAAACACACACACACACACACACACACACACACACACACACACAAUCCAGCAGCUUGCAAUAAUUCAACUUGUCUCUACGAAAGCGCGGCCAGUUUGCAGAGAAACCACCAGAGGCUCCGUGACGACUCGGCUCG